Carassius carassius (crucian carp) is the source of this 1478-nucleotide messenger RNA. Its product is annotated as basic leucine zipper transcriptional factor ATF-like 3. Gene Ontology annotation, molecular function: DNA-binding transcription factor activity, RNA polymerase II-specific; RNA polymerase II cis-regulatory region sequence-specific DNA binding. Gene Ontology annotation, biological process: regulation of transcription by RNA polymerase II. The coding region runs from base 560 to 925 and encodes 121 amino acids. Gene Ontology annotation, cellular component: nucleus. Lineage: Eukaryota; Metazoa; Chordata; Actinopteri; Cypriniformes; Cyprinidae. The transcript is spliced from 3 exons. The record is from RefSeq and is a predicted model, not a curated record.
AUAACUAUUAUUUUAUUUUUAUGUCUUCUCUAUAAAGUUGCAGGAAUAUAUAACUUUGAGCAAAAGGCUAGUAAUGGCUAAUUGAACUAUUCAAUUGUCAGUCAUGUAACGUUAUCUUUUGUUAUGCAUUAGGAUAGUAGUAGCGAUUUUGUAUGUAACUUAUUUUGCCUGCAAUUGAUUUUACUCUUUAAGAAAUUCAUAUUGCCUGACGGAAUGUUUAAAAUCAUUUAUUUUGUUUGUUUUGUUUUUUGAAUAGCUUUUAGAAAUCACCUGUUCAAAAUGGAAAAGACAGUCAUUUCGUGGAAUGACCAAAAAGUGUUAAAAAUACGAAAACAUGCACACCGUCAGAAGUUGGAGUUCUCGAGAGCACCACGUGACUUCAAAGAACAUCAGCCGAAGGCAUUUGCAAGAAAUCACUUAUGUUACUGAGGGAUGUUGACAGACAGUUUAAACAUGUCUAACUAUGCGCUAAUUAAAACGACAUAAUAGUUCGCUGUAAUUUUCCAUACAAUUUCGUGAACGGAAGUCUUUAUUGCGCUCGUGCUCUUCUGCACCUGUCAUGUCACUUUUCAAUGCGAAAAGUAACUUUACUCGAAAUGAUGCUUCAGCUUUACGGUUGUUACGAAAGAGUGAGAGCUCUGAUGAUGAUGAGAAAAGGUUGAAAAGAAGAGAAAAGAACCGAGGUGCUGCACAGAGGAGCCGCAAAAAACAAACCCAGAGAGCUGAUGAGUUGCAUGAGGCGUAUGAAUGUCUGGAACAGGAGAACAGUCUGCUGAGGAAGGAAGUCCAGAUUUUGAUUGAGGAACAGCAACGUUUGACAAAUGCCCUCAAAGCCCAUGAGCCUUUGUGUCCUGUCUUGAACUGUGGUAUGACCUCAACAUCAAGGUCCAUAGGCACGGUGUCACCUGAGUUUAUGUCUAGAUAGUGACACUCACAUCUGAUGAUCAAGAUGUCUGAAUUUCCAUUUAGCAUAAAUUAACUAUACAUGUAAUCAUGCAAGGGAUUUAUGCAUACUAGCAUUUUUAUUCUAAAGUAUUACAUUGUGUGUUCAAUAUGCAGUGUUUUCUUUGCAGUGUGUGUUCAUACAAGUGAAUAAUGUAGUCCUGCCUGAAACUGCAAUGUAACAAGUUAUGUUCAGAAUACAGAAUCUAGCCACAUGUUAGUUUUCCCAGGGUCAUGCCUCACGUGAAUACACCCAUUUUGGUAUUUACUUUGAUAAAGUCAAUAACCGCUAACUAAACCAUCUGUCGUACCACAGUUAGUUUGCUGUGAAUGAAUGACAUGUGAGAAUGCACUUCUGCUUUAUGAGAGCCAAUCCAACCAAAAAGUUAAUUUCAAAACUCUGUGACAGCAGGUUUAUGUCUGCAUAUUAUUAAUUACUAUUCAAAAUAACCAUAACGGUUUAAUUUACAUGUCAGUGUUACUUUUCUGUCUUGCUUGAUCGUGUUUUACUUUUGGAGUGUAUUGUAACUAUUAAA